Gryllus bimaculatus (two-spotted cricket) is the source of this 927-nucleotide messenger RNA. NCBI's taxonomy places the organism in Eukaryota, Metazoa, Arthropoda, Insecta, Orthoptera, Gryllidae. The record is from the annotation of a GenBank genome assembly.
AUGAACCGAUGUAAGCACGGAGGCGUUGUGCGCAGAGGGCGCGUGCUUCGAGCGCCUGGGCUGCUUCACCACCGACGCCCCCUGGUGGUCCGUGCUGCGCCCCAUCCCAGCGCCAGAGUCACCCGAGCAGAUCGGCACGCGCUUCUACUUGUUCACCAGCCCCAGCGCACGCUCGUGCCCACGGUGCCCGAGGUGCAGCUGAACGGCGUGGACUUGGACGGCACGCGCCCCACCGUCUUCAUCACUCACGGCUUCACCGGCGACAGCAACGCCACCUGGAUGCUCCACAUGAAGGACGCGCUGCUCCACAAGGGGGACAUGAACGUAAUCCUGACCGACUGGGGUCCCGGCGCCGCAGGGCCACUCAAAUACCUCCAGGUGGCGGCCAACACCAGGGUGGUGGGUGCCGAGAUGGCCAGGCUAGUUGAACACAUGAUUCAGAAACGCAAUGUGGAUCCUCAAAAUGUUCAUCUCAUUGGCCACAGCCUUGGUGCUCAUGUCUCUGCGUACUGUGGCAAGAAGGUCAAGAACAUUGGAAAACUUACAGCGCUGGACCCCGCGCAGCCUGCCUUCGAGGGCUACGACCGGGCGGUGCGCCUGGACGCCAGCGACGCGUCCUUCGUGGAGGUGGUGCACACCGACGCCAAGCCCGUCAUCCCCCUUUUCGGCCUCGGCAUGAUCACGGAGCACGGUGAUGUGGACUACUACAUAAACGGUGGAUUUACACAACCUGGGUGCUUGGUCCCCAAGAAUAUUCCGCCUAUUAAGACUUUGGUUGAUUUCUUGCAACUUCCAGUGCAAGUGAUUGGCAACCUCGUGGCGUGCCCGCAUGGACGCUCCACCCUGGUGUACAUCGAGGCGAUUCGCCAGCACAACUGCACCUUCUGGGGCCAUCCCGGAAACUUCGUCGAGAACGUCGUGGGGUGA